AUGGGUCACGGAGACAGACGCCAAAUUGCCCGGCAGUCAGUUUUCUUUGGCGAUGUUUUUUUCGUCCGAAAUUCUUUCCCGGCCAAGUGGAAAGUUCUCUCUAAUAUGGAUGACGGCAACGAAAGUCAAGCGUUUGUCUGUCAGGCAGAUUUGGAGCGUCAACAUCGAAAGGAAGUGCCACCUGCCACUCAUGAUAUUGACGCUCUCGCAAAUUAUACCGGCUCGGCCGUUGCACCGGUUACCAAUGGCCGCGCAGGCUGUUGGGGGUCUGAGGCAGACGGCGAAAAGUCGACGAUCAGAGCCUGUUCACCGCAUUGUGGCAGCAAGAAGUACAGCAGCAUAACAAUGGCUGCUGACGGUCGACGAAACGACGGCGAACAUACCAAUAAGCAGCGCAGUCGCUACCCGUUCUGA
Messenger RNA from Soboliphyme baturini, 414 nucleotides. The record is from the annotation of a GenBank genome assembly. NCBI's taxonomy places the organism in Eukaryota, Metazoa, Nematoda, Enoplea, Dioctophymatida, Soboliphymatidae.